CAAAAAAAAAUCAUGGCCCUUUGAUAAAAAUAGAGGGACACUGUUUACCUAAAAAACGCAGCCUCACCUUUCCUUUCUUGAACACACAAAAAUCUCUCUCCUCUCUCUCUCUCCCCAGACCAGGAAAAGGCAAAUCCCACUUUCAUUUCUCUUCCAACCUACUGGGUGUUGAGAUUGCAAAUACUAAUCUAGUUUCCCACGUCUCAUAAGAUCAGAGCUGCGGAAAUGGCGAGAGAGAAGAUAAGGAUAAAGAAGAUAGACAACGUGACUGCGAGACAAGUGACGUUCUCGAAGAGAAGAAGAGGCAUCUUCAAGAAGGCCGAAGAGCUCUCCGUUCUCUGCGACGCCGAAGUCGCUCUCAUCAUCUUCUCCGCCACCGGAAAGCUCUUCGAGUUCUCUAGCUCAAGAAUGAGGGACAUCUUGGCAAGGUAUAAUCUUCAUGCCAGUAAUCUCAACAAACUUAAUCCCCCUCUUGCCCUCCAGCAGCCGGAGAAUAGCAACCUGGCGAGACUGAGCAAAGACAUUGAAGACAAAACCAGGCAGCUACGUCAACUGAGGGGAGAGGAUCUUCAAGGUCUGAGCUUGGACGAUUUGCAGCGGCUAGAGAAGUUGGUCGAAUCCGGACUCGGCCGAGUUCGCGAGAAAAAGGGAGAGCGUGUUAUGGGCGAGAUUUCUUCACUUGAGAGGAGGGGAGCUGAGUUGGAGGAAGAGAACAACAAUCUGAGACAGAGGCUGAUGAUGUUAGAGAGAGGCAAAACGGCUGCGUUUAGGGAAGGGGAAACGGUAGCAGGAGUACAAGAAGGAAUGUCAUUGGAAUCAGCUGUGACGACCAAUGUCUCCAGCAGCAGCAGUGCUUCUCCUCUCGACGACGAUUUCUCCGACACUUCCCUUAAACUUGCCCUUCCCUUUUCCAUGUGAAUCUUGAGAUAUGGCUGAGGGAGAGACUCCAGGUUGCCAUGGAGGAUUUUAAAAACCCUGAAUUGGAGCUUUCCCUAUGA
This is a messenger RNA of Tarenaya hassleriana, 998 nucleotides long. RefSeq names its product MADS-box protein AGL24. Gene Ontology annotation, molecular function: RNA polymerase II cis-regulatory region sequence-specific DNA binding; protein dimerization activity; DNA-binding transcription factor activity, RNA polymerase II-specific. The record is from RefSeq and is a predicted model, not a curated record. Gene Ontology annotation, biological process: positive regulation of transcription by RNA polymerase II. The coding region runs from base 226 to 918 and encodes 230 amino acids. The transcript has 9 exons. NCBI's taxonomy places the organism in Eukaryota, Viridiplantae, Streptophyta, Magnoliopsida, Brassicales, Cleomaceae. Gene Ontology annotation, cellular component: nucleus.